Messenger RNA from Peromyscus californicus insignis, 997 nucleotides. RefSeq names its product uroplakin-3b-like protein 1. Bases 1 to 741 code for a protein of 246 amino acids. The transcript is spliced from 6 exons. Lineage: Eukaryota; Metazoa; Chordata; Mammalia; Rodentia; Cricetidae. The record is from RefSeq and is a predicted model, not a curated record.
AUGGGGCUCCGUGAGAGACAGUCUCUGCUGCUGAUGCCACUGUUGCUGCUGGUGACUCGGGUCCAGCCUGGGGCAGCUCUGGAGAGCAUUAACUAUGUCCCCCAGCUCGCUAACACCACCCUGCUGGGAAGGCUCACACAGUCUACCUUCACACUGGAGCAGCCCCUGGGCCAGUUUGAGAAUGUCAGCCUUUCUGACCCAGACCCCAUCUGGCUGGUGGUGGCUCACAGCAACGCCACCCAGAACUUUACUGCCCCGCAGAAGAUACAGGACACACAUGCCCCUGCCAGCUUUGACCGCAAUGGCUUCUACCUCACAAUGAGGGCCAGCCGGGUACAGUACCAGGACAGCCAGUCUGGCAGCCAGCUUCGAGUCCUCCGUGUUGGCAAUGAUACCCACUGCUCCUCGACCUCCCGGGGCUGUAAUCCUCCUCUUCCAGGUGCCGGCCCCUACAGAGUGAAGUUCCUGGCCAUGAAUGCCACGGGACCUGCGGCUGAGACGGAGUGGUCCAAGGACAUCUAUCUGCAGCAAGCCCAGACGUUCCAAGGAGCCCCAGAGUCCCGGAGCAGGAGUACUGUGAUCAUCAUUACCUUCUUGUCAAUCUUGCUAGCGGUCUUCCUCGUCCUGGUCAUAGCUGCUUGCUGCUGGAGAACUCCUGUGUCCAGCCCAGAGCAGCAAGUUCGCAUGAGGCGAUAUCACACCCACCAGGUGGACAGCCUUCGAGCCGAGCGGAGUUCCUGAGAAGUUCCCAGGGCUUUCUCCAGGGGCCAAGCGGCUGAGCCUGAGCUGGGGCCUGCCUGGAAGUUGCUGGACCUCUAGGGGGAAAUGCUUUCAGCCCAAAGCUUGGAGUAGCCAGUCCUUACCAGAAAUAAAUUUCCCUAAUAUCUUGGUAUUUAUCUGACAUGUACCUGGGUUCACCUCCCCCACCCCGCCACUCUUCUCUUUGUAUGUGCGUGCACACACGUGCUCAUGUAUAUGUGUGCGUGUAGAAACCCAU